AUGUGGCUUCUACACGGGGAGAGAAGAGUAAAUGACGAAGCUCCUCAAGUAAUGGUCGAAGAAGAUGGUGGAAGAGUUGAAAUUAAUGAUAAUAUGUGUGAAAUGAUUAAUGAUGUAUUUGCACAUCAUUGCUCUACCAACGACAUGGUGGAUGAUGACGAUAUGGGUGCAGAGUCAAGCCAUACUAGAAGUCAUGAUGGGACAAUUUUUUUUGAAUUAAUGCAAGAUGGACAACAAAGCUUAUAUGAAGGAUGUGAUAAAUAUUCAAAACUUUCUUUCUUGGUGAAGUUGUAUCACAUCAAAUGUCUAUGCAGAAUAAGUGACAAAGCUAUGUCCAUGAUACUGGAAUUGCUAGCAGAUGCAUUUGAACAUUCUAAAAUUCCAAAUUCAUUCUAUGAAGCCAAAAAAGUGAUUAGCAAGCUUGGUCUUCAUUACACCAAAAUUGAUGCUUGCCCGAAUGAUUGUAUGUUGUAUGUUGGAGAAGACAAAGAUAAAGAUUCUUGUAAGAAAUGUAAGACAUCAAGAUGGAAGCCAAAAAAGAGAAAUACAAUUGGUGACGAUGUUGUUGUUAAUAAGCGAAAGAAGAUUCCUGCAAAGGUGUUAAGGUAUUUUCCUUUGAAGCCUCGAUUACAGAGGAUGUUUUUGUCAUCUAAAAUAGCUGAGCAUAUGAGAUGGCAUGCAUCAGAAAGUACGGAUGAAGGCAUGUUAAGACAUCCAAGAGAUUCUGAAGCAUGGAAGAAAUUUGACUUGAUGCACCCUCAAUUUGCCUUAGACCCUCGAAACGUGAGACUCGGUUUAGCUACUGAUGGGUUCAAUCCAUAUGGGAACUUGAGCACCAAUCACAGUAUUUGGCCAGUUGUUCUCAUACCAUACAACCUUCCUCCUUGGAUGUGUAUGAAACAAAGUUCAUUCAUUUUGUCCAUGAUCAUUCCUGGAAAGCGAGCACCGGGCAAUGAUAUUGAUGUUUACUUACAACCAUUAAUAGAAGAGUUGAAGGAGUUGUGGAACACUGGAAUUAAAACUUUUGAUUCAUAUGGAAAUGAAGUAUUUGAUAUGCGUGCAGCCAUAUUGUGGACUAUUAGUGACUUUCCAGGACUUGGAACCUUAUCUGGAUGGAACACACAUACAGGAUUGGCAUGUCCGAGAUGUAAUUUUGACACUACUCCUAAGAAGCUUGUCAAAGGUGGGAAAUUUUGUUUUAUAAGUCAUCGUCGGUGGUUAGAUGGAAGACAUAAGUUCAGAUUGGCUCAUAGCAGGUUUGAUGGAACUAUUGAAAAUAGAAGCCAACCAAUGGCAAUCUCAGGACAUGAUAUCCUACAACAACUUGGGAAUGUUCACGUUGAAUUUGGGAAAGAACCUAUAGUUGAAGAAAGGUCAAAAAGACAACGCAGAGUUGAUCAUCCUAAGGUAGAUACUCUACAAUGGCGAAAGAAGAGUAUAUUUUUUGACCUUCCUUAUUGGGUAGAUAACUUAUUGCACCACAAUCUGGAUGUUAUGCACAUUGAAAAAAAUGUUUGUGACAAUAUAUUGUUUACAUUGUUGAAUGAUAGUACAAAUAAUAAAUGCAAAGACAAUCUAAAGGCAAGAAAGGACUUACAACUUUGGGGUAUUAGACCAGAUCUGUGGCCUGAUGAGAAUGGUAGAUAUCUUCCUGGUAUAUAUACGUUGUCAAAUGUAAAUAAGGAUAUAUUUCUAAAAACUUUGAAGAAUAUAACUGUACCUGAUGGUUACUCAAGUAACAUCAGUAGAUGUGUUGAUGUCAAACAACGUAAGAUUGGAGGACUAAAAAGUCAUGACUCACAUGUGUUGAUGGAGCAAAUUCUUCCUUUGGCAAUAAGAAAGACACUCCCUAAAGAAGUGUCCUCUAUUUUGAUUGAUCUAUGCUCUUUUUUUAAACAAUUAUGUAAUAAAGUUUUGAAGAUAGAUCAACUUGUCCAAUUACAAGAUAGAGUUGUCCUCACAUUAUGUCACAUGGAGAUGUUAUUCCCUCCUUCUUUUUUCACAGUGAUGGUUCAUUUGAUUGUGCAUUUAGUAGAAGAUGCCAAGCGUGGAGGACCUGUCCAAUAUCGAUGGAUGUAUCCUAUUGAGAGGUACUUGGGAAAAUUGAAAUCUUAUGUGCGUAAUAAGGCACAAGCUGAAGGCUCAAUAGCUGAAGGGUACUUGGCUGAAGAGUGCUUAACUUUUUGUUCUAGAUACUUAGAUGGAAUUGAGACUGUGUUCAAUAGAUUGCGUCGUGUUGAUGAUGAACCGAGUAUUGGCUCUUGUACUGUAAGCACUUUAUUCCCAUCGAUCGGAAAAGCAGUUGGAGGUUUCACUUAUUUCACUUUAUCUGAAAAGGAAAAGUUACAGGCACAUCGUCAUAUCUUAACAAACAGUGCCAUAGUUGAUCCAUUUCUUCAGGAAUUUAGAGACACUAUACGGAGACAAUUGAGAAAUCGAAGUCGACAAUCAUCUUUGAUAGACAAGAGAGUUCAUAGGGAAUUUGUAGAUUGGUUUUCACGUCGUAUAAGGAAUGACUCAACUAGCCUUCACUCAACUGAUUUCAAAUUCUUAGCCAUGGGUCCAAUUGAUAUUGCAAAACGAUAUAGUGCCUACAAUGUUAACGGAUUCAAGUUUAGGAUCUUGGAGCGUGAUUUAUGGCUUAAAACACAAAAUAGUGGAGUGUUUGGUACAUUUGGGACAAGGAGUUAUGCAAGUACUAAUGAUAAUCAAAUGCAAUUUGGAGGUGUGCCUUAUUAUGGUCGAUUAGUGGACAUAAUUGAAAUAAACUACCAUGGUCGUUUCUCAGUUGUUUUGUUCAAAUGUAUGUGGGCUAAUACAACUACUUCUAGGGGGAUUGUGACUGAUGAGUUGGGAUUUACAAGUGUAUGUUUUGGACGCUUGAUUCAUACUGGUGAUAAUGAUGAUGAUGAACCAUACAUUCAGGCAUCAGAAGCACAAAUGGUAUAUUAUGUAGAUGAUGAGUUUGAUAAAAAUUGGUGCAUCCCUGUACAUAUAAAGCCUAGAGACUUGUACAACAUGGGUGAAGAUGAUGUUGACAAAUUUCAUGAAUGUGAACCGUUUCAACAACAAAACUUAGAAACAUUAUUUCCCGAUGAUGAAAGAAAUAUACCAUUAACAAGGUUUUAA
Messenger RNA from Vigna angularis (adzuki bean), 3129 nucleotides. RefSeq lists its product as uncharacterized. The record is from RefSeq and is a predicted model, not a curated record. The transcript has 3 exons. NCBI's taxonomy places the organism in Eukaryota, Viridiplantae, Streptophyta, Magnoliopsida, Fabales, Fabaceae. The coding region runs from base 1 to 3129 and encodes 1042 amino acids.